Messenger RNA from Fonsecaea erecta, 810 nucleotides. RefSeq names its product pre-rRNA-processing protein PNO1. Bases 1 to 810 code for a protein of 269 amino acids. NCBI's taxonomy places the organism in Eukaryota, Fungi, Ascomycota, Eurotiomycetes, Chaetothyriales, Herpotrichiellaceae. The transcript has a single exon. Gene Ontology annotation, cellular component: nucleolus. The record is from RefSeq and is a predicted model, not a curated record. Gene Ontology annotation, molecular function: RNA binding.
AUGCCUGCCCCGACGGCGCUGCAACGCGCUCCCUCAGAGACCCUCGCCGAUUCCAUGUUAUCACAAGAACCCCACGACAUCCCUCUCCCGCUCGAAUCGAACGAAGAAAAUAUUGAAGUGGACAUAAUCACAGCGCCUCAACCCGCGAGCGACGUACCUCAGACACAAGAAGGAGCAGACGCAGAUGUCGCCAUGCAAAUCGACGAAGAAGGCCGUCCGCGGUUCGCCCCCGUGUCGACACAGAACGCCUCGACGACCGCUGUCCGAAUACAGUCACGCAAAGUCCCCGUACCGCCGCACCGCAUGUCGCCGCUCAAGCAGAGCUGGGCGAAGAUCUACCCGCCGCUGGUGGAGCACCUGAAGCUGCAGGUGCGGAUGAACGUGAAGGCCAAGGCGGUGGAGCUGCGCACGUCGCGGUUCACGACGGACGCGGGCGCCCUGCAGAAGGGCGAGGACUUCGUGCGCGCCUUCACGCUGGGCUUCGACGUCGACGACGCCAUCGCCCUGCUGCGCCUGGACGACCUGUACAUCGAGACCUUUGAGAUCAAGGACGUCAAGACCCUGCAGGGCGAGCACCUGGGCCGCGCCAUCGGCCGCAUCGCCGGCAAGGACGGCAAGACCAAGUUCGCCAUCGAAAACACCUCCAAGACCCGCGUCGUGCUCGCCGACUCCAAGAUCCACAUCCUCGGCGGCUUCCAGAACAUUCGGAUCGCCCGCGAGGCCGUCGUCAGUCUCAUCCUCGGCGCUCCCCCGGGCAAGGUGUAUGGGAAUUUGAGGACUGUGGCGUCGAGGAUGAAGGAGAGGUUCUGA